Homarus americanus (American lobster) is the source of this 3623-nucleotide messenger RNA. RefSeq names its product cytadherence high molecular weight protein 3-like. The transcript is spliced from 2 exons. The record is from RefSeq and is a predicted model, not a curated record. The coding region runs from base 47 to 1537 and encodes 496 amino acids. Lineage: Eukaryota; Metazoa; Arthropoda; Malacostraca; Decapoda; Nephropidae.
CGGGCCACCCAGCAAGGCAGACCUCCUGCAGAAGAUCCUGAAUGCCAUGCCUGAGGAUAACGACCUCGUCUCCACUAAUGGUCAAGAACCUCCUCAGUCAAAGGAGGAAAUGCCAAGUGGUCAAGACCAAGUCCCUGCAGUUCCUUCAGUCCAAGUUCGAGAACCUACUAUCAUUGAGCUACCGAGUUCUUAUGAGCCUGGACCACAGCCACAAGAUACUGAUGAUCAGCAUCAACAGAAGCUGGUACCACAAGUGGAACAGGUACAUACAGAUACUGAACCAGAGUUGCUACAGCCGGAUCAGGAAGUGGAACAACCAGAACAGCAAGUGGGUGAAGUAUUUGUACAACCGGAACCAGAAGCAGAACAACAGGUGGAUGAAGUAGUUGUACAACCAGAACCACAGGUGGAUGAAGUAUUUAUAGAGCCAGAACCACAGGUGGAUGAAAUAUUUAUAGAACCAGAGCCACAGGUGGAUGAAGUAUUUAUAGAGCCAGAACCACAGAUGGAUGAAAAAUUCAUAGAGCAAGAACCACAGAUGGAUGAAGUAUUUAUUGAGCCAGAACCACAGGUGGAUGAACUUUUCGUAGAGCCAGAACUACAGGUGGAUGGAGUAUUUAUAGAGCCAGAACCACAGAUGGAUGAAGUAUUUGUAGAGCCAGAACCACAGAUGGAUGAAGAAUUCAUAGAGCAAGAACCACAGAUGGAUGAAGUAUUUAUUGAGCCAGAACCACAGGUGGAUGAACUUUUCGUGGAGCCAGAACCACAGGUGGAUGGAGUAUUUAUAGAGCCAGAACCACAAAUGGAUGAAGUAUUUAUAGAGCCAGGAACACAGGUGGAUGAAGUAUUUAUAGAGCCAGAGAUAGAUGAAGUAUUUAUAGAACCAGAGAUGGACAACGUGUACAUAGCAACAGAAGGGGAUGACAGACAAGAAGUACCAGACCCUGAUGAUGAUCUUGAAUUUGUGGUGGAUAACAUUGCUGAAGAUUAUGAGGAAGUUGAACCCCAGGAGAAUCCCGCCACAUUUGAUAAGGCGGGAGAUUUUCUAAGUUGGUUUAUUCCCUAUUUGAAGCCUGAAGAAGAAGUACACGUUUCAUCAGAGGAGAUACUCUCUGAUGAACCGAAUCCUGACACUGAUGUGAUGAUAUUAUCAUUGUAUGAAGCUGAUACUGACCAAACUCCUCCAGGAGUAACACUCAUUGACGAAACAGCAGCAGUUAAAGAGGACUCUUAUCCUAUUGACCAUGAUGAUGGUCUUGGUGAGGAAAUGAUAUUGUCAGAUUUUGAACUCUUGGGAGAGCAAGCCCUGCCUGUCAACGAGGAAAGUACUGUGAUGGAAGGUCAUCCCAUGUUGAAAGAUUCACCCAUAAUGGCAGUUGCGUUUGAUAUCUCGCACCCAUAUGGCAGACUCUUACAGAUGAAUCUUACAUACCAGCCGAAGACUUUGAGACAGAGUCUUUUAUUCCAGAGGAGGAAUUUACUGAAGAAAGCGAUGUUCCCGAGGGUGACUUUACUUAUGAACAGGUUCCAGUUAUAAAUUUGGAGCAGCUCGUUGAGGAAGAGGACCUUUUUGAAGAAUACCUUCCUGGGCCACAGAGUGAUUUAUCCCCAGUCCCCUCUCUGUUGGACCUUCUGAUGCCAAAACCUCUUGAAGAACCAAUUGGAUUCAGAGAUGACAUGUACCCAGUUGUGGUGAUGGAAAGCAGCUCUGGACCUAUAGCAGAUAUGAGACAUUUCUAUAUGAUAGAGGAAAAGGAAUCAUCAAAUGACUUCCCCAGUGAUGUUGUAGAUAUCAUCAUAAAGAAUGAGCCACAGCAUGAUUCAGAGGAUACCAUCAUGCCUGUUGUUGGGGAGAGAGUGAUUAUUGAGGAGCGACCACUACCAAUUGCUGAGUUCCCAGAAGAAAACUAUCGCUCUCCUUUCACUGAAGACCAAGAGCCUCACUGGAGACCAAAUAGCAACAAUAAUUAUCAUCCCAUCAUCUUCCCUGAUAACAAUAAACCACCCAAAACAUUAACAAUGUUUCCUCAGAAGUGGGGAGAAAAUCCUGCUUUCUUGCCAGUACAUGAACCAAGAAGAGGCCCUUCUCGGCAACAGAUGUCCGGACCUCAUUCAUCAGACAUGAAAACAAUGACAGAUAAGGUGUUCCCACAUUUUCCUGCCCAACCGGAGAUACUUCAAAAGAAUCCAGACUUUAUGAACUCACGAGCCACCCUCCUCCCUGCUGAUACCCUGUUUGGACCCAACCACGAAGGAAAUCAUGUAGCCUCAAGUAUUUUUCUAAGACCAAACAACUUUCAAAAUGAAUAUUAUGAACCAUCAUCUUUUCCACAGAGCUUCAAUUACUACAAUACACUCAGACAAGCAUCGUCUGAUGUUAAAAUGUUCCCACAACUACUUCAGGGAUCAUUACAACAUCAUUCACAACUAUACAGAAGACCAGAUGCAUACUCAAGAGUGCCUCGGCCAAACUUCAGUGCCUAUGAACAGUACUUUGUACCACAACACACACACGAACAAAACUUUUAUCCCUAAACUCCAUCUGGACCCGACAGUUUCACCCAAGAUCCAUUUGAGUAUUAUGGAUCUUUCUACAGUGCAAACGAUGAACUAGAUGCAAGAGGAAGUUCUCCUCAUUUCAGAACCUCCUCCAGUAUGUCUUUUGAUUUUGACAGGUUUAGCGUCAACCACAAUAUGAUGUAGAGAUAUAUCCAGUAGAUAUGACGUUCACCCCUGAUGAUGAUUCUUUUGAUAUGUCACCAUACAACAGUCAAUACCCGGGACAACAGUUCCUCCAAGGUCCUAAUUUCAGGACAAAAUUUUCACCUUCAUAUGACGAACCAAUUUACUUGGAUUCACAAGGUUACCCAGAUACAAACUUCUACCCCUCUGCAUCCCGACACAAUAGAUAUGAACCAAACUACUUCUUUGAGAAUAACCAUGAUUUCCCCUUCCGAGGCCCAGCUCCUACAUGGUAAACCUUAUUAUGAGUAACUAUCAGAAUGUAAGAGAGAUUAUGUGUGAAUUUGAAGAGGAGAGACUCAACUCACAAUAUAAGAGGAUCUCUGACAAAUUCUAAGGAGGAAGUUUGCUUCUACUCAUAAUAUAGAAGAUCUUUCACAAAAUGAAAGGAAGAUGUAAGUUACUGUACUAAUAUAGAGGAUUUCUGACAAAAACUUUGAGGUGUUGGUUAGGUUACAUGUUCCAAAAUAUAUACCUGUAUACCUUAUGCAACUUCUCACUAUUUCAGAAAUAGACUUAUUGAAUUUCCAUAAUUUGAAUUACAUAGACAUUUCAAAUUUAGUGUUUUUAUUACUCUAUUAAUCAAAAGAAGUGAGCUUAAAUAUAAAAUAAACUAAACAUACUGUAUAAUAAAAGAUUUACCAUUUACAUAAAUCAGAUUUAUUAAUAAAAUGCAAUUAAUGUAUGUUUAAACAAUUUUACUAGUGUGUAGUGUGGUUUUAGAAUAUUUCAAAAGACAGUUUACACAUCACAGGAUAACCAUUGUAAUGCAUUGUGUGGAAACUUCCCAUCAAAUUUACCUAAAAGUGUGGCAUUCUAUACAUUUCAUAUUAAUAUGAAAUCUUGUAUUUUUAUCUAAAUGUAAAAACGAGAAAGUCUAA